This is a messenger RNA of Pollicipes pollicipes, 733 nucleotides long. RefSeq names its product exportin-6-B. The transcript is spliced from 3 exons. Lineage: Eukaryota; Metazoa; Arthropoda; Thecostraca; Pollicipedomorpha; Pollicipedidae. Gene Ontology annotation, biological process: protein export from nucleus. Gene Ontology annotation, molecular function: nuclear export signal receptor activity. The record is from RefSeq and is a predicted model, not a curated record. Bases 217 to 654 code for a protein of 145 amino acids.
GCGCCGGUGCUGGAGCUGGCGCUAGAGCGGCUCCAGCCGCUGCUGGCGGAGCGUGCCUCGCCCGAGCUGAAGGUGCCCUUCUUCGACCUGCUGGCUGCCGUGCUGGAGCACAACUGGCGCUACUUCUUCAGGAGCUCGGUGCUGAAGACGCUCAGCUCCGUGGCCGAGGAGGACGAGGUGACGAACGAGAAGCAGUUCGUGGCCAUCCUCGAGGCCAUGGGCCAGUCGUUCCUGCAGGCCGACAUCAACGUGUUCCGCCUGAACUUGGCCACACUGCAGAUGCUCAACUGCAAGUGGAAGCUCUAUCACAAGCCGGUGUUCCGCCGCUUGCUGCUGGCACGCUUCAUGACGGUGCUGCUGCAGACGCUGCUGCAGCGCUCGCACGACCUGCUGCGCGACGAGAUCGCCGGCUGCCUGCACGAGCUGGCCGCCGUCGACUUCGCCGACUUCUUCGACCGGUUCGUGCCGGGCGUGCUGCUGGACACGCCGGGCCUGGACGCGCCGCAGCGGCGCACGCUGGCCGCCCUGCUGCCGCGCCGCACCGACCUGCCCACGUUCAGCGCUGACCUGCACCGCUUCGUCAGCGACCUGCGCUACUACCGGCUGGUCAAUGAGAGCCUGCGCGCCGGCCGCGGCGGCGGCCAGUCGGUCUGAUGCGGCGUCGGCGCGGUGGCGAGCCGGAGGCCGCGGGUGACGGCGGUGGCGGUGAGCCAGGUCCCUGGAUGACUUGGAG